AUGGGCCUUGGGCACGGCGGUCACCCACCACGUGUGGUCAUGGUCUUUGGGUGUGGUGGUCACCACCAUGCGUGGUCACGGUGCUUGGCCAUGGUGGUCACCCACCACACGUGGUCAUGGUGCUUGGCCAUGGUGGUCACCCACCACGUGUGGUCACGGUGCUUGGCCAUGGUGGUCACCCACCACCUCUUCCUGCGCUGCGGCACCUGGAGAAGCUUCUCCUCCCCCCCCUCCUCCUCCUCGCAGACGGACGGGGAGGCCCGAGUCGCCCGGGUCCUGCGGGAGAAGUUCCCCGGGGCUUCGGCCAUCAAGGUGGUGGAUAUAUCAGGGGGCUGCGGCGCCAUGUACGAAAUUCACAUCGAGUCGGAGGAGUUCAGAGAGAAGCGGACGGUGCAGCAGCACCAGAUGGUUAAUCAGGCACUGAGCGAGGAGAUCAAGAGCAUGCACGGACUGCGCAUCUUCACCUCCACCCCCAAACCCUGACGCUUUAUUGAGCAAUAAAGAUGGUUGAGAGGUGCCCUCCGGGCUGCUCCCUCCUCCUCCUCCCAGUGUAUCUA
Molecule: messenger RNA, 557 nt
Organism: Calidris pugnax (ruff)
Lineage: Eukaryota; Metazoa; Chordata; Aves; Charadriiformes; Scolopacidae
Gene: BOLA3
Product: bolA family member 3
Exons: 4
Coding region: 1-483 (160 amino acids)
Source: RefSeq, a predicted model, not a curated record